AUCGCUCUGGGCGGACCGGUUCCUCUCGCUCUCCCCUGCCCCAGGAUCGUUAUGUGCCUACAACGCCCCUGCCGGCGAUAUCUCACCCCACUCACCCACACCCGGCCAGGGCCUUCCUGUGAAGCUCGACCGUUAGCUAUAAGCUAGUGCUAGAAGGGUCUGUCACGGAACCUGAAAGUCAUCACUUCCAGCUAGACUGCCUGGCCAGUGAACUCCAAAGAUACACCUGUCUCUCCCUUCCCGUUGCUGGAAUUACAGAGAGUAUUUGCUGACUUCCUGUCCUGGAACACCACCUGGGUGACAUACAGUGAGUGAGUAAGAAGGAAGUUGCUGUAUAGUGACAAGAAAAGAAGCUCACAAACUGAAGGGAGAGAAAACACCCCGGAAGCUUUACCACUUGUUUAACAGAAGAACAUAUCCCGGGAGCUGUUUGGCAGAUUUUCUGUUGUCAGAUGAAAUUCACAUCCCAGGCUUAUUGUGAAAACUGAGGGUAACCUGAUCGUGAAUAGUUCCAUAGACUUACUCAGUAAAUGUUCAUUGCCUUCCACUGUUAAGAGCUGUGAAGAUGGCUGACAGAAGACAAAUCAUUGCCAGGGCCUCCCUGAUUGAGCAGCUGUUGUCCAAAAGGUAUUUUGAGGAUAUUGCCAAAGAGCUUACUGAGCUAGAAAUUAUUUAUGUGUCUAAGGAGCAUCUCCAGGAGACAGAUAUAGUCAGAGCUGUAUACAGAGUCCUCAAAAACUGUCCUUCAGUGACUUUGAAAAAGAAAGCCAAGUGUCUACUGGCCAAGUGGAGAGCUUUGUAUAAGAGUACACAAUUCAAAACAAAGGAAAACCUUAAAUUACUCCAUUCUAAUGUUAAUAAAGAAGAAAGUGCAGCCAUUUCUCAGAAUGUGAGCCAAGAUGAGGAAUUAGGUUCUAGCCAGGAUGAGAUAUCAGGUCUUUGCAGGUCUCUCUCUAGGCUUGUAUCCCAAGAUGCUGCAAAGCCUGCUGCAGCAAUUGGGGCUGAAAGUAGCAUCACUGAUAUGGAAAUUAAUGAAGACUAUUUGGGGGGUGGUGACUCUAAAUUCACUAGCAAGAGCUCAAGUGCGUUACAAGAUCCCCUAGUGUCUGUUAGAUCUAAAGGUAUAGAGCUUCUUUACUCAGCAUUAGCUAGUUCUUCUACACAUUACACAAAAACGCAUUUGUGGCAGAAGUUUGCAAGAGAAAUUGAAGAGCACAUUUUUACCCUUCAUUCAAACAACAUCAAAAAAUAUAAAAUUUGUAUUCGAAGCAAGGUUGCUAAUUUGAACAACCCCAAGAAUUCUCAUUUACAACAAAACUUGCUCUCUGGAACCAUGUCUGCAAGAGAAUUUGCCGAAAUGACUGUCCUGGACAUGGCAAACCAGGAACUGAAGCAGUUGAGAGCCUCCUACACAGAAUCCAGUAUUCAGGAACAUCACCUUCCCCAAACAGUUGAAGGCACACAGACAAGUAAAAUAAAGUGCAAGCGCUGUGAGAAAUACAACUGCAAGGUGACUGUAAUUGCCCGAGGAACACUUUUCCUUCCAGGUUGGGAGCAGAAUUCCAAUCCUGAUGAACAAAUGACCUAUGUCAUUUGUAAUGAAUGUGGGGAGCAGUGGUAUGAUAGCAACUGGGUGUGCUUGUAAUGUGUAAAUAAUCCCUCCAGGGGCAUGUGUUUUCUGUGUGUAACAGAACCCCUUUUGUGCUUAUUUUUUUACAGAAUCUUAUUGCUAUUUUGUUUUGGGGAUUUUGGUAUGUGAAAGAUCUUAACUAUUUAGCCAAAGUUAGCCUCAGUCUCCUGAGUGCUCGAAUUUCAGAUGUACACUACCACACCUGGCUUAGUAUACUGUUCUUACUGCAGUCCUGGGAAUAAGGAAGAGAGUUGUUUGCCAAAGUGCAGACCACCGUUGCUAAAGGUUGUUUGGGAAGAGUAGAGGACUAUCACGUUGUACUUUGUGGCCAUUUAGUAUUUUACUCAGAGUAGCGCAGUAGCUUCACACAGCCUGAGAGCAUGUUAGAGAGGCAGACUCUCUGGACUAAUAAUACUCUGUGAGUCCUGAUCUGCAUCUUGGCAGAAUGCCCAGGUCAUCCUCUGAUAGAUUUGCAGGCCUGUGGGUCUCAGGAAUGACUGACUAUACAUUAGAGUUUUCUGGGGAGAAUUGAAGUGUACUGGUGCCGAGGGUCAAGCCUAGAAUAAUUUAGUCUGAACCUAUGGCAUGGGACCCAGGCAUCAACAUUGUUCUGGUCAUUUCUUUGUUUGCUUUAAGUUGUCGUUAGAGUUGAGUAUACCUGUAAAUAAUCUCUCAUUUGAGUCUUUCUAUAGUUCUGAAGAAAUUAAUGUUAUUCUGGAGACUUUACAGCUGAGGAAAGAGGCCCAGAGAUCUUCAUUGACUUAACCAGGUUACAGAACAGUAGGUAGUCUGCCUCACACUGAUCCCAAUUUUUCCAGCUUCCUUCUGAAGCAAGUGUGAUGGCAUAUGUCUGUAAUUCAGAUGUUAGGGAGGAUGAGGCAGGAAGGUUUAUGCGAGUUCAGGGCCAGUUUAGAUUAUAAAGUCCCUGUCUCAAAAAAGAUAGUAAAAGUACAUUGUGGUGCUUUCAAGUCCAUAUUCCUAGCAUUGGGGAUGCUGACACAGACUUCCAUGGAUGGAGCCAGCCUGGGUUAUGUUGGAAAACAAUCCCAAAACAAAAUAUUCACAGUCUGAGUACAACUUCCUAUUGCCUUUACAAAAAGUGUACUCCUGGAAAUGGGUGCUAAGAAAAUAGUGUUUGGGGCCUCUUAAAUUUACUAAAUAGAGUUUUAUCCUUUUGUCCUUGAUUUUCUCAUAGUUUCUUGAUGUCAGAAAUCUUCAUGUCUUCAAAGGCAUGUGUGUUAAAAUCCUGCUUCUAUGAAAACUGCAUUAGGUGUCAGGAAGUACAUUCCCUCAGCCUUUGAAUUUAUCAACAUUUAUUUACCUACUAACUAAAGUGGAAAUCACUUCUCUAAGGCCUUUGCAAACAGUGUUUACUGAUUUGUAUGCUUAAACACAACAAGCCUCUUAUGUGAUUAUGACUAAUUUGUUCCUUAAAAAUGGUACCAUGUUAUUUGGGGUUUUGAUUCUUUAACAUGUAAAGCAAUUUUAUGCAUAAUGCACACAGAAACUUGGAUAAACAGUGUUUACUGAUUUGUAUGCUUAAAUACAACCAGCCUCUUAUGUGAUUGUGACUAAUUUGUUCCUUAAAAAUGAUACAAUGUUAUUUGGGGUUUUGAUUCCUUAACAUGUAAAGCAAUUUUAUGCAUAAUCCACACAAAAACUUGGAUAUGUACUCCCUUUACAGUUACCAUGUGGUUAGAUAUGCAUUUUUGUUGUUUCUUGACAGAGACAUGUGAGUAAUAUCUGUUCUUAUAAGCCUGACUCCACUCUGUAGCCUAAGCUAGGCUGGAACUCGCACUAACCUCAACCCAUGGAGUGCUGUAAUUUUGGGUGUAAGACACAAUUCAUUGAUUUUAUCAUAUUAAAGAGUUUAUUUCUUAGUUCCAUGUAAACUCACUUGUUUUCAUCAGCUAUAGUGCCCCAAGUCCCCAGUAUUCCUUCAGUAGAAUCUGUAGGGUUUUCUUUAUGUAUAUUUUACCUACAGUUCCCCCAGUGAGUGCAUAAAACUAGCCGACAUUUCUGUUUCCUAUGUUUUGAAGAAACCAGCUUGAGGCUGUCAAGUCUGAAUUACAUUUUGUUUUAUUUUUUCUAUUUUGCAUUCCAGUGGUGUUCAUUAUAAUGCAAUGUGUUAGUCCUUUAAACAGAAACUUACAAAGUCAUCAAAAACUCAAAAGUUUCACCAAUUGUGGUUUCAUGUGACUUGGAAUGAUCUUAAAACCUAAAUGGUAGUUGUGCAAGAGUACACACAGCACAUGAAAACCAUGUUUAAUUUGUUCGAGUCACUAUUGGUAUUUGUGUUUUCUAUGUAUCUGAAUAUGAGUACUAAUAUUGAGAUUUUGUAAUCUACAUUUACCAAAAAUAAAAGUACUUGAAAUGUAAAAAA
Mesocricetus auratus (golden hamster) is the source of this 4013-nucleotide messenger RNA. It is a transcript of the gene Tceanc, whose product is annotated as transcription elongation factor A N-terminal and central domain containing. Gene Ontology annotation, cellular component: nucleus. The transcript is spliced from 6 exons. The record is from RefSeq and is a predicted model, not a curated record. Gene Ontology annotation, biological process: DNA-templated transcription. Lineage: Eukaryota; Metazoa; Chordata; Mammalia; Rodentia; Cricetidae. Bases 566 to 1645 code for a protein of 359 amino acids.